Molecule: messenger RNA, 1182 nt
Organism: Symbiodinium sp. CCMP2592
Lineage: Eukaryota; Dinophyceae; Suessiales; Symbiodiniaceae
Source: the annotation of a GenBank genome assembly
AUGAAGAACCUGAAGGUCCUCAAGUGGGGCAUGAAGCACCACGAUCGAGAAUUUGCCGAAAUCCGCAGGCAGUUUCGCGACGACUACAGAGACAGCUGGGGAGAGUAUUUUCAACAACUCUUGCACUGGAUUCUCUGUGCCGCCUUCAUGGCCGAAACAGUUUUCUUCACGCUAUUUGUCAGCCAGCUGCGGAUAAAAGCUCGGGUAGAUCCGAUGGGGCGAUCCUACGGAAUCCGGCACCAACACCUACAGGCAUACGGAAAGUACAUGAUCACUGCCAACAUCAAGAUUGUCGACUAUCUCUGGACAUCCCUGUCCACAUACCUGUCCAAGAACGAAAAUUGGAGGACGCCAGGAGAGCUGCGCAACAAGGCCUCGGAGAAGCUGUUUGCUGUCAAGUUCGUUGUUUACUACUACCCCUUCCUCUACACGAUCUUCAUCAAACCUGCAAUUUAUGACAUCGACAUCCAGCCAUGCUUCAAGGCAUUGAGCAGCGAUCUACGACUGUUUUUCUUCACGCAGAUUGCUAUGGAGGUCAUAUUUCUCUUUGUGUCUUUGCUUACUUCCUGGCUCAAGGUUGCUUCCGAACGAAGGCGCUUCGCCAACAAGGAGUAUUCGUACUUAGAAUACCAGGCCAAAUGUCCUGAAUAUUCAGAUGAAGACUUGAUGUCGGAUGUGCAGCUUCAGGUGAUCAACUACGGGUUCUUAGUGAUGUUUGGAGUCUGCUUGCCAUACGUGUGCUGCAUCUGCUUCUGUGUGAACUUUCUGUUCAAGCGCAUCCUUGCGUACAAGGUCUCGUACAUCUACCAAAGGCCGAGCCCUUUCGGAGCUGAAGGAUUUGGCGCUGAGGACAUCAUAACCCUUCUGUCGUGGAUCGGUGUGAUCUUCAACACCUUCUUGGUGAUCUUUGUGUCGCCGCUAUGCGGUGACAUGAGUUUCGAGCGCAAGCUGCUAAUUUUCAUAUCUGUUGAGAACGCAAUCCUUGUGCUCAAGACUCUCAUAGACACGGCAAUCGGUCCCAGCAGCACAGCGCAGCGAAGGAUCGAAGAGCAUCAGGCGAAGGUGAUCCCAAAGAUCCUGCAGGAGCACAAUCCAACAAGCUGGAGCGUGCUUGCAAAGAGAGCUUCAAGCCUUGCGUUGCCGAACGGACGAAGUAUUGGGGAGAUGCUCCGAUGCACCUAG